UUCUUUUUCCCCUAAAGUGUAUAUUUGAUGUCGGAUGACAAAAACUUACCGGAGUUUUUACCCUCCCUCCCUCUAACUAUUUGAAUUAAGAUUUUUAUCCGAAAUCGAUCGUUUGAUCUCGUCCCUAACGCAUGUAUUUUUUUUUUUUCACUUUAGCUACUCAUGUGUUUUACAAAGUUAUUCAUUCCUAUUUCACCUUACCCAUGCCCAUUUCAAUGGUAAUAAUAGAUUGCCUUGAAAGCUGUGACUGGACGUCGAGCGUGACCGCGGAGGUUUCCAGGGGGUUUGAUAGUCACUGCGUGUGUAGUCUGUUUUGUUAAGUUUUCUUAAAGCACUCACGGCAGUUUUUUAACUUUAAAUUUUAAGCCCCUCCCUUGCCUCUUUGCGAUGGUCGUCAGCUUAAAUUUGUACAAUAUUCAGAUCGCCAACCGUGUCAUUACAGCACAAAGAGACUGGCGUGUGGACUGUAUUUUCACGCAGUGACUUGAUGCACAUGUACUUUAGAUUGAUUUAGCCUUGUGGCUUACAGUCAGUGUAUAUCGUUCGGAAGCUUGAACCAGCAGCUGCAGUUCGGAACGCUCAAUUCCGGUUACUUAGUUACAUAACUCAAAAGAGGAUUUAACCGAUUUCCUUUCCAUAAAGGUCGAGUCCGGUAUGAAGUCAAUCAGUGAAUACUUGGAGAAUGUGUUGCAGGAGACGGGCGGCUUUGGAAAGUUUCAGUUUUUACUUCACGGCAGCAUCCUCUUCAGUAAGGUCUCAAUCACAUGGAGUCUCCUCAUCAUGGCCUUCGCCGGGGCGGCUCCAGACUGGUGGUGUGUCUACUCCAAUGCAACGCAUGUCCCUGCAGUCUCAAACUACAGUGCAAUAGAGGUCGCUACCGUUAAAUCGGCAACACCUACCUACAGAACGAUGGCGAACAAGACUGAUGAUGACAAACUUGCGGAUUAUUACGUAAACAAGGCUUAUAAAACCUGUUCACCACCUUCAAAUAAUUCUGUCUGUCAGAAGUUCAUCUUCGAUGACAGCAUGAAGACGAUCAUCAAUGAGUGGGGAUUAAUCUGCGAUGAAAAAUGGGUGACGGCAACAGUCUCUUCAAUACAAAUGGCUGGUCUCUUGAUUUCUGGUCUCCUCGGUGGACAGAUGGCGGAUCUACUGGGGCGGAAGCCAACAUUCUUCUUGUCAAUCCUCAUAAUGUCCGCAUCAAACAUUGUGGCCGGAUUCUCCCAGUCGUGGUUGAUGUUCGCUGUGACUCGCUUUAUUAUAGGAUUAGGUUGCGGAGCGUACCUCACUGUGUUCUACACAUUCUCCGUGGAAUUUACACCAACCAAAUUCCGUCCAAUUCAAUUAUUCAUUCCUGAUUGGUCAAUCUGGGCAGCACUAUUGGGUUUGUGUUCCUACCUGCUUAAGGAUUGGAGAAGCCUGCAUAUUCUUACUGGGGUUCUGACAGGACUUAGUCUUUUCUCGUGGUGGAUUGUUCCCGAGAGUUUCCGAUGGCUAGUGUCACAUGACAAAUUGGCUGAAGCUGAUAGGAUCAUCAAGAAAAUUGCUCGUUUAAAUAACCAUCCCAAACCCGACCUUAAUAAACUUCAAGUCGUCGUAGAAGCUGAUGUUACUUUUCAAGGAGACAGAAAAUACACAUUUUUGGAUCUGAUAAGAAGCCGACCUCUACUGAUCUCCAGUAUUCUCGCUGGUGUUGGCUGGUUGUCGUGUGGCUAUGCUUAUUACGCCAUCUCGUACAGCGUGGACCAGCUCUCGGGGAAUCUCUACUUCAACAUGUUUCUUCUCAGCGUAAUCGACAUCCCAGCCCUAAUGAGCAUAUGGUACCUUAGUAAUCGCCUCGGACGCAGGUGGACCUGUUUGGGAUAUUUUGUGAUCGGGUCCGUCGCUUGUCUUGGUGUAGCCAUUUCUCAAAUGAUAGAUGUUGAUGAAGACCUUCAGAAGAGUCUGAUUAACGGAUUCGCCUUGGCUGCGAAGUUUGGUGUCUCUGCGUCCUGGGCCGCCAUUAUAGCCUUCACAACGGAAGUAUAUCCAACUGUCGUCAGAAAUAUCGGUUAUGGAACCCAAAACUCGAUCUCUCGUAUAGGAGCUUUGAUAGCACCUCAACUCGUUGUGUUGAACAAGGAUAACCCAGGUGUAAUGUACAUAAUAUGUUUUGUUGUUACCUUGGCCUCUGCAAUUACGUGCCUUUUGCUGAAGGAAACCAAAGACAAGACAAUUAGUGACAAUUUGGAGGAGGUAGUACCAAUGAACCGGAAGCGGAACGAGUCACUCUAAGGCGCUAAUAGAGGAAAGAUAUUAUAGUGAGAUAUAUGCAAUCAAUGUUUAUAAUAGAUAAAAAGAAUUUAUUUAUUAGUUAUGGUGAAUAAAACCAUUAGUUACAUAUAUGUAAGUAGGUUUUGAAUAUACUCAUGUCUUAUACUAUGCUUUUGUAACAAUAAAUAUAUUUUGAAAAUAAAAAAGGUUUCAGCUCAACA
Ostrea edulis (European flat oyster) is the source of this 2474-nucleotide messenger RNA. RefSeq names its product solute carrier family 22 member 4-like. Bases 655 to 2274 code for a protein of 539 amino acids. Lineage: Eukaryota; Metazoa; Mollusca; Bivalvia; Ostreida; Ostreidae. Gene Ontology annotation, cellular component: membrane. Gene Ontology annotation, biological process: transmembrane transport. The transcript has 9 exons. Gene Ontology annotation, molecular function: transmembrane transporter activity. The record is from RefSeq and is a predicted model, not a curated record.